Trematomus bernacchii (emerald rockcod) is the source of this 8817-nucleotide messenger RNA. RefSeq names its product receptor-type tyrosine-protein phosphatase S-like. Gene Ontology annotation, biological process: protein dephosphorylation. The coding region runs from base 407 to 6250 and encodes 1947 amino acids. The transcript has 34 exons. The record is from RefSeq and is a predicted model, not a curated record. Gene Ontology annotation, molecular function: protein tyrosine phosphatase activity; protein binding. NCBI's taxonomy places the organism in Eukaryota, Metazoa, Chordata, Actinopteri, Perciformes, Nototheniidae.
GAAGGAGGAGGGCAUUAAGGAAGAAGGCAGGGAGUAUCAAUGACAUCAACCAGCAGUAUCUGAGGCCGCUCGACCGGCAAUGCUCUCCCGACAAAAAGGGCUGAGGAGCAGCCCGUGACCCGCUGCGUUUUCGAGAGCUCUGUCGACAGCCAGCACGGUGAGGGGAGAAACACCGGCGAUGUGUGCAUGCAUCCCCCACAAAGGCAGACCUUUCUGUGACUGGAGCUCCGCUGCCGCCGGAUUACAUUCAUCCUUGCUGUUUCCGAGGAAGCUUCCAGCUGCAAAUCCACCCACAUGAAUCUACCAGACAGUAAAGAAGACGGAGCACUUCCUACCCAGCAGAGUGCCUACCCUUGUUGAGUGAAGCCCGUAUCUACGUCAUCUCCAACCAACCUACGGUGGAGCCAUGCCUCUGUCCAGGACAGGUGGAGCUCUAGCCCGAUGCAGGAGGCCUAUCCUGGGGCUCCGCUCUAGCCCCUCUCCCCUGGGUCUGCUGCUGCCUUUCAUUAUCCUGCUAACCGGCCCUUUGAGCAGUGUGUGUGGAGCACCAGCUUCCCCAAAGUUCACCAAGAUGCCCACAGACCAGAUCGGCGUGUCAGGGGGUGUGGCAUCAUUUGUGUGCCAGGCCAGUGGCAGUCCCAAGCCUGUUGUCUACUGGAACAAGAAGGGCAAGAAGGUCAACUCCCAGCGUAUCGAGACUGUAGAGUUUGAUGAGGGAGCCGGUGCUGUGCUGAGGAUCCAGCCUCUCAGAGCACCCCGAGACGAGAACAUCUACGAGUGUGUGGCACGCAACAGUGAAGGGGAGGUGUCUGUCACUGCAAAGCUGGCCAUUAUUAGAGAGGACCUGUUGCCAUUCGGCUUCCCCAGUAUAGACAUGGGUCCCCAGCUGAAGGUGGUGGAGCGGACGCGGACGGCCACCAUGCUGUGCGCUGCCAGCGGCAUCCCCGACCCGGAGAUCUCCUGGUUCAAAGACUUCCUGCCCGUGGACCCCUUCAGCAGCCAGGGUCGCAUCAAACAGCUCCGAUCAGGAGCGCUACAGAUCGAGAACAGCGAGGAAACGGACCAAGGGAAGUACGAGUGUGUGGCCACCAACUCUCAGGGCGUGCGCUACUCGUCCCCGGCCAACCUUUAUGUGCGAGUGCGCCGUGUGCCCCCUCGUUUCUCCAUCCUCCCCUCCAACCAUGAGAUCAUGCCAGGAGGGAGCGUCAACAUCACCUGUGUGGCCGUGGGUUCGCCCAUGCCCUACGUCAAGUGGAUGCUGGGCACCGAGGACCUGACCACGGAGGACGAGAUGCCCAUCGGACGCAACGUGCUGGAGCUCAACGGAGUCCGAGAGUCUGCAAACUACACCUGUGUGGCCAUGAGCAGCCUGGGUAUCAUCGAGGCCACCGCUCAGGUCUUAGUGAAGACUUUGCCAAAGCCUCCUGGUACCCCCAUAGUCACAGAGACCACCGCCACCAGUGUGACCAUCACCUGGGACUCUGGAAACCCAGACCCCGUCUCCUACUACAUCAUCCAGUACCGAGCCAAGGGGCCGGACAGCAAGUACGAGACGGUGGACAGCAUCACCACCACCCGCUACAGCAUCGGGGGGCUCUACCCCAACACUGAGUAUGAAAUCAGAGUGUCGGCCUUCAAUAGCAUCGGCCAGGGCCCCUCCUCUACUCGUGUGGAUGCCCGCACAGGGGAGCAGGCCCCGGCCAGCCCGCCCCGAAACGUCCAGGCACACAUUAUAUCUCAGAACACUGUGAUGGUCCGCUGGGAGGAGCCGGAGGAACCCAAUGGACAGGUGAAAGGAUAUCGUGUGUACUACACCAUGGAACCGUCCCGGCCUAUGAAUGAGUGGCAGAUCCAUAACGUCCAGGACAGCGUGAUCACCACCAUCCAGAACCUGGUGACCUCGGAGACGUACACCAUCCAGGUCCUCGCCUUCACCUCUGUAGGAGACGGACCCUUCUCAGACCCCGUCCAUGUUAAAGUUAUGCCUGGAGUCCCAGGCCAACCGGGGAAGUUUAAAGUCAAUAAGGUGGCCGACACACACAUUGAGCUGACCUGGGAACCUGCCUACACAAAGGAGGGCAUCGUCAACUAUGAACUGCUCUACAGACCUGUCAAGUUUGGCAGCUUGGAGAAGCUGACAUUCGGGCCGAGGAGUUCGUACACAGUGGAGGGUCUGAAAGCCAACACAGAGUACUCCUUCUCCCUGGCCGCCAUCUCAAACAAAGGCAUCGGAGCUUUCACCAACGAACUGGUGCAGAGGACAUUACAAGCCAAGCCCUCAGCAGCACCUGAGGGUGUGUCCUGCGAGAGUGCCAGCUCCAGCUCGCUGAGAGUUAGUUGGAGGCCGCCUCCAAUGGAGGGUCACAAUGGAGAGUUGGCAGGUUAUGAGCUGAGAUACCAGAGGGUUUCUGGGGCAGGAGGCGGAGGUCAGGGCCAGGAGGGGAAGGGGCUUCCUAUCCCCGCCCUGCAGGGGGAGACAGUGCUAGAGGGGCUGGAGAAAUGGAGCUGGUACAACAUCUCCAUGGCAGCCUUCACUGCAGAGGGGACUGGACCCAAAAGCCUCGCUGUGAUCUGCAGAACUAAUGAGGACGUUCCUGGUGCAGCCCCUCGUCAGGUGGACCUCCAGCCGCUCAACUCCACAGCGAUCAGAGCCACUUGGAGGUCUGUGUUGCCACGGUUACGGCAAGGCCAAAUCCGUGGCUACCAAGUUCAUUUCGGCCGUGCUGAGAGCGGUGAAUCACGAAACCUUCCCCGCAUUAAAGACCUCUUAUUGGACGAGUCCCAGGAGCUCAUUUUAGAAAGUCUGAAAGCAGAGACUUUCUACUCCAUCUCGGUGGCAGCGUACACCACCAAAGGGGAUGGAGCGCACAGCAAAGCAAAGCUGGUGCAGACCCUGGGGAUUGUGCCCGGCUCCCCCUCCCUUUGGGUGCAUCCAGGAUCUGGUCCGUCAGUGGUGGUGCGGUGGGCUCCUCCAGUGGAGUGCUCUGAUAGCCGGGGGGCUCCGCUGGAAAUCAGGGGUUACCGCCUGCAGUUUGGCCUAAAGAAUACUUCCUUAGACACCACAGUGAAUUUCACAAAUCGCGAGAGAAACGUCACUAUCAGAAACCUCUCCCCGGGGUCCUCCUACGUCUUUCUUCUCUCUGCUAAGAGCCGAGCAGGAUACGGAGACGUAGUGCAGCAGGAGAUAAAAGUUCCCAUGUUCCCACCCUUGGGAUACCCAAAAAUAAUUGACUUUGUUAAUGCCACUUGCUGCUCCCUCCAGUUCUCCUGGUUGCCCCUUGCCCAGGAAGAGUGCAAUGGUGACAUCACAGAGUACACCUUAUCGUACAGAGAAGCCACGGCCCCCAAACCCUCUGCCGACCCCGGCCCGUCAGCAGUACCAGCCCCUACUGCCCCCCCUUGGCUGAUCACGCUGCCAGCGAGUGAAUUCCGCUUCACCAUCCUGGGCCUCAAUCACAGCACAGCCUACGUGGUGCAGCUAAGAGCCCACAACAAGGCGGGGCCAGGCCCCUUCAGCCCACCUCUGGUGAGCCGAACCCUGGCCUUUGAAACAGAUGUGCCGAGGAAUUUUUCCGUCAAUCUGGCCACUAAGACCAGUGUUCUGCUGACCUGGGAGUUUCCAGAGAGCAGCAACCCCUAUCGCUUUACGGUGGAGUAUAACAGACAGAAGAUGGAGGUGGACGCUCGUCUGAAAAAGGCUGUCAUCCCAAACCUUCAGCCUGACACGAGCUACGACUUUAAGAUCACGGCUCCGGAGGGAAACAUGGGCGGCCUUCGCCAUCGCAUCUCCGCCAAGACUUCCCCACCAAUUACUAUCCGCCGCCCUGAAAUUGACCACACCCGUGACACCGAGACCACCGUCACCAUAAUCCUGCCGUCGCUGGAGAAUCGCUCCCCCGUCAAGAACGUGUAUGUUGUCGUGGUUCCACUGAGGAGAGCCCGCGGCGUCAUCAGACACCUCAAGAGUCCAGAUGAAAUGGACCUAGAGGAGCUGUUAAAAGACAUCAGUCAAAAGCAGAAAGAUUCUCGGCAGCAGAAGCAGGUGGACCUGCGGCGGGCUUACAUAACGGCCCGUUUCACACCUGCCACGCUGCCGGCCUUCUUCACCCUGGGGGACCAGCUGGACUACGGGGGCUUUGAGAACCGAGCUCUGGAGGCGGGGCAGGAGUACGUCUUCUUCAUCCUGGCCGAGCUCAACUCCACAACGGGGAAAAUGUACGUGGCGAGCCCCUACACAGACCCUGUGAUUGCCCCAGAUUCAGACCCCCAGCCCCUCGAUGCAGGCGACGGUCUGAUCUGGGUGGUUGGACCCGUCCUGGCUGUGGUCUUCAUCAUCUGCAUUGUCAUUGCUAUCCUCCUUUACAAAAACAAACCUGACAGCAAGCGCAAGGACUCUGAACCCGGUACCAAGAGACUUUUGGAGAACGAAGAUGGAACGAGGAUAGCCCAUCACCCGACAGACCCCGUGGAGAUGAGACGCAUCAACUUCCAGACUCCAGGAAUGAUGAGCCACCCCACCAUCCCCAUCAACGAGCUGGCCGAGCACAUUGAGGUGCUGAAAGCCAACGACAACCUGCGCCUCUCCCAGGAGUACGAGUCCAUCGACCCUAGUCAGCAGUUCACCUGGGAGCAUUCAAACCUGGAGGUCAACAAGCCCAAAAACCGCUACGCUAACGUCAUAGCGUACGACCACACCAGAGUCAUCUUGGCUCCCCUAGAAGGUAUCCUGGGGAGCGACUACAUCAACGCCAACUACAUUGAUGGCUACAGGAAACAGAAUGCCUACAUCGCUACACAGGGGCCACUGGCGGAGACGUUCGGGGACUUUUGGAGGAAGGUGUGGGAGCAGCGGGCCGCCUCUGUGGUCAUGAUGACGCGCCUCGAGGAGAAGUCACGGAUAAAGUGUGACCAGUACUGGCCGAGUCGCGGCACAGAGACGUACGGGACGAUCCAAGUCACCCUGCUGGACACAAUGGAGCUGGCCACAUUCUGUGUGCGCACCCUUUCCCUGCACAAGAGUGGCAGCAGUGAGCGGCGAGAGGUGCGUCAGUUCCAGUUUACAUCCUGGCCAGAUCACGGUGUGCCGGAGUAUCCCACCCCCUUCCUCAACUUCCUCCGCAGGGUCAAAGCCUGCAACCCUCCUGACGCCGGACCUAUUAUCGCUCACUGCAGUGCCGGCGUUGGUCGCACUGGCUGUUUUAUUGUCAUCGAUGCCAUGCUGGAGCGCAUUCGACAAGAGCGCACUGUGGACAUCUACGGUCACGUGACCCUGAUGCGCUCACAGAGGAAUUACAUGGUGCAGACGGAGGAUCAAUACAGCUUCAUCCACGAGGCCCUGCUGGAGGCCGUGGCCUGUGGGAACACUGAGGUGGCCGCUAGGAGUCUUUACUCCUACAUGCAGAAGCUGGCCAAGGUGGAGCCCGGAGAGCACAUCACCGGCAUGGAGCUGGAGUUCAAGCGGCUGGCUAACACCAAAGCCCACACAUCCCGGUUCGUCACAGCCAACCUGCCUUGCAACAAAUUCAAGAACCGACUGGUCAACAUCAUGCCCUAUGAAACCACCCGCGUCUGCCUCCAGCCAAUCAGAGGCCUGGAGGGCUCUGACUACAUCAACGCGAGCUACAUAGACGGAUACAGGCAGCAGAGAGGCUACAUUGCCACCCAGGGUCCAUUGGCUGAGACUACAGAGGAUUUCUGGAGGAUGCUGUGGGAACACAAUUCCACCAUUGUGGUCAUGCUCACCAAACUGAGAGAAAUGGGCCGGGAGAAGUGUCACCAGUACUGGCCCGCAGAGCGCUCAGCCCGGUACCAGUACUUCGUGGUGGACCCCAUGGCUGAGUACAACAUGCCUCAGUACAUCCUCCGGGAGUUCAAAGUCACGGAUGCCAGGGACGGCCAAUCACGGACAGUGCGUCAGUUCCAGUUCACCGACUGGCCAGAGCAAGGCGUGCCCAAAUCCGGAGAGGGCUUCAUCGAUUUUAUUGGCCAAGUGCACAAAACCAAGGAGCAGUUUGGCCAGGAUGGACCAAUCAGCGUUCACUGCAGUGCUGGCGUGGGGCGGACCGGUGUCUUCAUCACUCUAAGUAUCGUCCUGGAGAGGAUGCGUUACGAAGGGGCAGUGGACAUCUUCCAGACCGUCAAAAUGCUGCGCACACAGAGACCGGCCAUGGUGCAGACUGAGGAUGAGUAUCAGUUCUGCUACCAGGCUGCUCUGGAGUACCUGGGUAGCUUCGACCACUAUGCAACGUAAAUAAAGAGACAACCCCCCAUCCAUCUGUCUGCUUCGAGGUCCACCAACAAACUGACGAGUGAAACGAGAGAAAGACAGCCUGAAAUAACGUGAACAUUGAACCUUUUCCUGGGAGCAAGACUUAAAGAUGAAUUAUACACCAACAAGGACAACAAAAGAUAACAACAAAAACAGCAACAAUAAAUCUGUGUCUAACAGCACCCACACUGCUGGUGGGUGUGGAGACUAUCCAUGUGUAAUCCAUAUACUUACCUCAGUGUUCCAGUGUGAAGGACGUAUAAUACAUGUGUGUUGUGGUCAGCUAUCUCCAAUAUGAACCAGUGAAAUACAAACAGCUUCUGAACAGGAAUUAUGAUACUAUAUGUCUAUUAAAAAAAAAGGAAAAAAACACAAAGAGCCUGGAUAUUUGCUGCACCCUAUAUGGGCUUUUUAUCCUCAACUUUGUAUCUAUUGGUUUAGUGUACUAAGGGGUUACAAAGUGCAAAGGUGAACAUUUUUAUGUGUCCGUGAGUCUAUUUCAAAGGUGUCUAAGGUUGCCACAGGUAGCUCUGAUCGUAGUUUAGAGCACAUGACUCAACACCCAGAGGACUGUUGGAGAAGCAUGUGGAUGCUCAUUUACCCAAAGCACAGUGCCAAGAGAAACCAUGCAGCGUGAACGUGAACCGUGGCCUACAAGGAGAGAUGACUGCCUCUUUUAUCCAGCAUAACAUAAAGUCAGACCAGAGACCGCUCUUACAAACACUGGCCAAGGAUCAGUUCAUGCUCGUCUCCAAUGGUGUCCUCGCUGAGCAACAGCCCGGCCUCAGAACAGUGAUUAGAGCCCGUCAUAUCCUCCACUGGGCUGAGAUCUGUAGUCCAGUGCAUUCUUCGUCAAACAAAGCUUGCUUGCUAUUUGCUGUGGUCCUUGUUCAUCCUCCAGCUCAUAUCCUCUUGAAGUCAGCCCCAUUGUGUCAGCUCAGCAGUGGCUCAUUGAGAGGGAUGCUAAUGAAAGCUUCAAUCCUGCUAAAACAGUUCUCAUCCCAUUUCUGCUGACAUGAUUUUUGUGUGUUUUUACUGUACGUCUCUGCCUUACGCUGACUUAUUUCUUGUGUUCAUGCUGCUCAAUGUUCAUGCGUUGUGUGCUUAACAUUUAUUGUCAUACAGUAUCUGAAAUUGAGGAUGAAAGUUAUUUCCCAAUCAUCUUCAUCCUCUAAAGCUUACCUACUUGAAUUGCACGACUUCGCAGUUACAUCAAUCUUGUGUUUUUACUAUAUAAGGCUACUGGCAGUGAAAGAUAAUGACAGAAAUCCAAAAAAAACAUUCAGCGCUUUUUUGCUCACUUUCAACAGUCCUCUCCCCUCACCUACCUUCAUAUAAACUUCAUUCAAAUUCUCUCUGUUUCUAAAUCACAUUGUACAGAACAUCCCAACUUAACCAAAUUAUGUUUCCCCCUGUCUGCUCCAGUAGAAAUGCACAAUUCUGUGAUAUCGAUAUAUAUCUUUUCUUGAUUUGACAUAUAAUCAUAAUUGGUCCCAUGUGGUGAUUUAAGAGCACAGCGAUGUCCGGUGAAUCAGACAUUUCGGUUUCACAGAUUUUGUACAUACAGUCUAUCAUUGGAGUCCUAUAACAGUACAGUUGCAUACGUCUGAGCACAAGAUAUAACGUGGGAUUGGAUGUGAUGUAGUUCUUAUUGUCGCAAAAAAAGCCUUAUUGUUAUUGUUCACUUUGUUAUAUUUAUUUCAUAUGAUUUUUUAAGAUAUUUAUUAUUCUAUUUUGUUACUUUUUAUGUUCGUUUUUAAUCUAUUUAUUUGCGAUAUCUACCAACUAUAACCGAUAAGAUGUUGUAUACCUGUUUCUUUGGCGAGCCAAUGUUAAAGUAUGAUAUUGUCACUGUUUGUUUUUUUAUUUUCGAUGGUCAGUUUUGGUGCUUUUUUAUUUGCUUUAUUAUGAUAAAGUAUGCCCUCUGUGUAGGGUGCUAUUUGAUACUGAUUACUGAUGUCCGACUAGUUAGCUAGAGAUGUGCAUUAGAGGAGACCUAGUUUAAGUUUACAGUGAUGCCCUUUUGAUGCCCCCCCCACUCUCCACCUCCAUAGCAACAGCAGCGGUGUGAUCGAUCACCGCAACAGAGGUAUGGUCCGCCCCUCCGUGAUACGUUUAAGGGCAUCAGAGAAUUACAUAUAGAGAGCAGAUUUGUUGACUAAAACCUCGGACAAGCUGUUGGUAUUAAGAUUCCUGGAAAGCACAUAGUAGCAGGUGUAUUUUUGACAGAGAAUGGGCCAGCUACAUGCACCCUCUAAAGUUAAUGUUUAUAUCUGAAAUGAUUCUGAUAUGAAAUUAAUGUGUGGUCCAGAAGUCUUGACAGUGUGUGACAUAUAUGAAAUAUGUUAUUCCUUCGAUUUCUAAUGAUUAUUGUGUCAAGAGAAAUAUAAAGGCACUCACAUGAAACAUAAUAUGACGUGUGUUGAGGGCCAGCUCUGAUGACUCACCCCCUCACUUAUGUACCUGUUCUUUCCUUUCAAACCAUGGAUGUAGAUAUUGUAUCUUGACUUUGUAUUAAAAGCAGGAUGAUUGGAUAUAGCGCACAAUGA